Molecule: messenger RNA, 465 nt
Organism: Funneliformis geosporum
Lineage: Eukaryota; Fungi; Glomeromycota; Glomeromycetes; Glomerales; Glomeraceae
Source: the annotation of a GenBank genome assembly
AUGAACUCUUUACGCACGGCAUUAUUUCGAUACGCGUCAUUUCCUUCUUCUACCCCCCUUUACCAACCUCCUCUUUCAGCCGCAUAUGCCACGCUUAAUCAAGUAAUGCGUGGUAUGCGUAAAUCUAAAGUUAAAUUGUCAAAAUCACCCGCUCUGGAAGGAAGUUUUCAAAAGAAGGGAAUUUGCAACAAAGUUUACACAACAAAACCAAAGAAACCCAAUUCUGCCGUACGUAAAGUGGCUCGUGUAAAGCUUUCCACAGGAAAAUUUGUGACGGCUUAUAUACCAGGAGAAGGUCACAAUUUGAGUGAACAUAGUGUUGUCCUUGUUCGAGGCGGGCGUGUUAAAGAUUUACCUGGUGUUAGAUAUCAUCUUAUUAGGGGAGCUUUUGAUUUCACUGGUGUACCAAAUAGAGCUUCUUCUCGCUCAAAGUAUGGUACGAAGAAGCCAAAAGCAACCCGUUAA